Molecule: messenger RNA, 1896 nt
Organism: Didymodactylos carnosus
Lineage: Eukaryota; Metazoa; Rotifera; Eurotatoria; Philodinida; Philodinidae
Source: the annotation of a GenBank genome assembly
AUGUCCUUGCCUUCUACUAACAAUACCAUCACGAUGGUUGUUGAAUAUAGUGCUCAACGUCGUAAAUUUAUUCUUUCUAUCCCGAUUGAUUUUCAAGUAUUAUCAAUACAAAUGAGCGAGGCGUUUUCAUUAGACAAAACCGGUCAAACACAUGUUUUACAAACGUUUGAUGAACAGGUUCAAGACUAUAUUGACAUUGAUGGACAAACAUUUCAACCGGAUAAUUUACGGAAUAAAACUGUUAUUCGAGCAAAAUUAGUUUCCGUACCCUUUACAAAUCAAGAUAGCAAUAGUGAAAUUACUACAUCAACAGCAAUGAUUCAUACUCACGGCAAUAUGUUAUUACCACAUCAUCAAACAAAGUUCAGCACAAAUUCAACUGAUACCACUACUAUUACAAAGUCAUCAGUAAUGGUCUCACCUCAGACGUCAACGAAUAAUUUGAUUAAAAUUGAUAAAUCACAAAUUGUUGGAUUAAUGACAUUAGAAGGAUUGGAAAAAUCGUUAGAAUUAUGGAUACAACAAGCAAAAGAUUAUCAAUAUCAAAUGAGUCAAAAUUUAGUGCAAGUAAAAUCGACAAUAGCUGCUGUAAAACAACAUUAUCAAAUAACUGAUGAUCAACACAUCCAGAGUCAAGAUUUAUAUCCAUCACCUGUCUCUUCUCCACCUAAACAACAACACUCGCAAACAUCUCGUUCAAUUACAACAUCAGCUCAAUAUCAAAAUGGCACAGAUCAUCAUCGACAACAGCAGCCCACUAUUCUCGGUUUUUCUCAUUCAUCAAACGGUACAAAUAGUCAUCGUCAUUCAAGUUCGUCAUCACUUUCGUCUGGUGAUAUUAUUGGACCUGAACCUAUUGUUUAUGAAAACAAAAAACAACCAUUGGUACCAGUUGCAUACAAUAUUCGAUCGGCACAACAAAAGUCAACGAUCAAUGAAAAUGAAUAUUGUGUUAGUUAUCAAUCAACAGUACCUCUAAAUAAAUUUAAUAAUAAUCAUAAUCAUUCAAAACCAAAUACAACCAUAGAUAGUGGAAAUGGAUAUCAACGUCAACAACCAUCACAGUCUCAAACAUACAAACAAAAUUCAAUUGAUAUAACGUCUGCUGUCGUCCCAUAUCAACGUUUUGAACGUGGCAUUGAAUUUGAAGGACAUGUUAUCAAACUAUAUAAUCCAUCGUACUUUUUUUUACGUAUUACAAAUCAGACAGCAACAUAUGACGAAAUGGAUAAAGAUUUGAAUCUUCAUUACAAUAGUGUUGAUUGUCAUAAUACAUAUAAUCCAAAAAGAGGUGAUUUUUGUGCAGCAUUAUCAGAUAUGGAUGGGAAAUGGUAUCGAGCAAGAAUUAUUCGUUUAAAACGUACUGAAAAUUUUGAUUUAUAUGAAGUUAUUUAUAUCGAUAGUGGUGAAAUGUCAUCAUUACAAUUGUCACAAAUUCGUCCAUUAGGAUCGAAAUUUGCCCAAUUACCUGUUCAAGCUCUCGCCUGUACAUUAGGAAAUGUUAUUCCAGCGUCUAGUCAACAACAACAGUUAGGCUGGAAUCGUCGUUCGUGUAUGGCAUUCGAAAAUUGUACCAAUAAAUCGAAAAAAUUAAAAAUAUCCGUUUUGGAUUCAACUGAUAUAAAAUGGCCAAUGAUGUUUAUUCACAUCGCCACACCAAAUCAUCCGAAUGUUGCUGAAUACAUGUCAUCGUUAUUUUUAACAAAAUCAUCGACAAAUAUAGACAUAUCCAAUUAUUGGUGUAAAAAAAUUCGUCCUGAACAAUAUAUUUUGUUUAAUAUGUCGUCGCUAAUUAAUCAAAAACUUCAUUUUCAUACAUCAAUACAAAUUAAUCGUACAAAUGAUGAAAUUAUUGAUUUAAUCAUAAAAGAUUUAGAAUGGUUACAACGAGAGUAA